AUGGUGGCGGCCUGCAUGCUUGGGCUUGGGCACCGCACGCCACGUCUUCGCUCGGGGCUCGCCUCCGACGCGGCCUUCGUCCGUGGCGGGGGGCCACCUGCGGCCUCGGUGCCGUUCGCUGAGGCCGGCAUUCCAUGCCGGGCCGUUUCUGGACACAUCGGCGCCCUGUGGUGUGGGCUCGCAGGGGGUCUCCUGCCGCCACCGGCCUGCGCGCUUGGGAUCCCCCCGCGGCCCCCGGGGAAGCGUGUAGUACCAAAGGCCACUCUUGCCAUGGGGACGCUCUUGCGUGCAGCCGGAGGGCGUCGAAGCAAGCCGCUGUCGCAGUUUUGGUUGCGACGCCCGGCUAAGGCAGAGGGCUUGAGGGUCACGCCUGCGUGUGAUCGGCUCUGUCUCGGCGGCGCGCGGGCGGGGAGCCUGUCGGGGGGGGGCGCCCCCCGUCGCCCGCCCCCCCGCCUUCGCGGGCCGCAACUCUUCUCCACGCGCUCUUCCCACUGCUCCGGGGCCGUAGGCUCAGCCCUCUGGCGCCGCAGACCAGCUCGCGACAGGCGGGCCUGCGCUUCAAGGAGAACGCGGCGUGGGAGGUCUGGGUUAAGCCGUCCUCGGCCCCUUUUUUCUUCCAGGCGGCCGAGCGCUUCUCGGCCGCCUCUGUUCUGUCACGUUAUGGCAUUUUGGCCUGCAGGGAGCCGAUGCGUGCCGCAUCUGCCCUGUGGUAAAUAUCGAGUGAAGAUGUAUGUUCCCAGGCCUCCAGCGUCCCGAAACAGAAGCCAGAGCGGUCCUGUGGGGCCGAGCCCGCCGCUUUCUGGCCGCGGGACCGUCAGAGCAUGCCCGGAUUCGCGGGGCCAUGCAUUGAACAGAAAGCACGGCGUCGGAGGUCUGGGAUGCGGAGCCCACGUGCUUCGUGCCUGGAGCAGCUGGCUGUGCCGCGUCCGCUGCUCCGGGUCGGAGGGUGGGGGGGGAGAGCGUGGCGCUGCCCUCGGACAUGGGCGCUGCGUCCUCCGGGACGUCCUCUCUUGGUGUCCUCUCCUGUCUCCUGCCGCGACCAGGCUUUGA
Messenger RNA from Prorocentrum cordatum, 1050 nucleotides. The record is from the annotation of a GenBank genome assembly. NCBI's taxonomy places the organism in Eukaryota, Dinophyceae, Prorocentrales, Prorocentraceae.